GCGCCGGAUCCGUAUGCUCCAGUUCGUCCAGAUGGCGGUCAGCACACUCAUGCUGCUGCUGCCUUUCACGGGCGCACUGGGCGGCAUAGGCGGAGAUGAGCAUAGCACGCCUUUCGAGCGUGUUCUUGGGAUUCUCAGGGCAGUCCUUGGAUGUGGUUCUAAAGUGGCCAAGUUGACCACAUUUACAUGUCCGAGGUGCUUGGAGGGUCCUGGAGCAGGGGCAGGCUCCGGAUCCGCAUGCUCCAGUUCAUCCAGCUGGCAAUCAGCACGCUCAUGCCCCUGCUGCCUUUCAUUGGCGCACUGGGUGGCAUAACCAGAAAUUAGCGCAACACGCCUUUCGAGCGUGUUCUUGGGGUUCUCAGGGCAGUCCUUGGAUGUGGUUCUAAAGUGGCCGAUUUGGCCGCAUAUGCAUGUUCGAGGUGCUUGGAGAGGUCCUGGAGCAGGGGCAGACGCUGGAUCCGCAUACGCCGGUUCGUCC
This is a messenger RNA of Gamsiella multidivaricata, 478 nucleotides long. RefSeq lists its product as uncharacterized. The record is from RefSeq and is a predicted model, not a curated record. The transcript has 3 exons. The coding region runs from base 14 to 313 and encodes 99 amino acids. NCBI's taxonomy places the organism in Eukaryota, Fungi, Mortierellomycota, Mortierellomycetes, Mortierellales, Mortierellaceae.